CAAAAAAGUAUCAGGAGUUGUCAAGGCAGAGAGAGAGAGUGUGUGUGUUUGCAAAAGGGGGUAAAGUAGUUUGCUGGCUCUUUAAGACCGAGGUGGAGAGAGAGAGAGAGGGAGAGAGAGAGAGAGAGAGAGAGAGAGAGAGAGCGGCAGGCAGAGAAAAGGGAAAAAGGAGGAAGAAGUUUUUUAAAAUCAAGACUCCGGCGGUAAUAAUAGUAGUUAUUAGCAUUAUUAAUCCAUCAGCGAAGAAGAAGAUCCUGAUCUUGAUCCAAGUGUGGUUUUGGGGAGUCCCCCUCCCCCCUUUCCUACCCCUCCCUAGGAAGAAAAAAAAAAAAAGUCCGGCUUGGGACUCCGCAGCGGCUGCUCCUCGUUUCUCUGCUCAAGGCUGGUUCCAGCAAAAGUAGUUUGAAUGUACAACAUGAUGGAAACCGAGCUGAAACCUCCCGCCCCCCAGCAAACUUCGGGGGGAGGCACAGGCAACUCCAACUCGGCCGCCAACAACCAGAAGAACAGCCCGGACCGGGUCAAGCGCCCGAUGAACGCGUUCAUGGUGUGGUCCCGCGGGCAGCGGCGGAAAAUGGCCCAGGAGAACCCGAAGAUGCACAACUCCGAGAUCAGCAAGCGGCUCGGGGCGGAGUGGAAACUUUUAUCCGAGGCGGAAAAGAGACCCUUCAUUGAUGAAGCCAAGCGGCUCAGAGCUCUGCACAUGAAGGAGCACCCGGAUUAUAAAUACCGACCCCGGAGGAAAACCAAGACCCUCAUGAAGAAGGAUAAGUACACGUUGCCGGGGGGCUUACUGGCACCGGGCACCAAUACCAUGACGACUGGGGUAGGGGUUGGGGCCACCUUGGGAGCUGGGGUGAACCAGAGGAUGGACAGUUACGCGCACAUGAACGGCUGGACCAACGGAGGCUAUGGGAUGAUGCAAGAGCAGCUCGGCUACCCGCAGCACCCUGGCUUGAACGCGCACAACGCGGCGCAGAUGCAGCCCAUGCACCGCUACGACGUGAGCGCCCUGCAGUACAACUCCAUGACCAGCUCGCAGACUUACAUGAACGGAUCGCCUACCUACAGCAUGUCCUACUCCCAGCAAGGGACCCCGGGCAUGGCCCUGGGCUCCAUGGGCUCGGUGGUCAAGACGGAAUCCAGCUCCAGUCCCCCCGUAGUCACUUCCUCGUCUCAUUCAAGGGCUCCUUGCCAAGCUGGGGACCUUCGGGACAUGAUCAGCAUGUAUCUACCAGGUGCUGAAGUACCAGAACCAGCUGCCCCAAGCAGACUUCAUAUGUCCCAACACUACCAGAGUGCACCUGUUCCUGGCACAGCCAUUAAUGGCACACUCCCUCUAUCACAUAUGUAA
Messenger RNA from Serinus canaria (Common canary), 1354 nucleotides. RefSeq names its product SRY-box transcription factor 2 (gene SOX2). The record is from RefSeq and is a predicted model, not a curated record. Gene Ontology annotation, molecular function: DNA-binding transcription factor activity, RNA polymerase II-specific; RNA polymerase II cis-regulatory region sequence-specific DNA binding. Lineage: Eukaryota; Metazoa; Chordata; Aves; Passeriformes; Fringillidae. Bases 407 to 1354 code for a protein of 315 amino acids. The transcript has a single exon. Gene Ontology annotation, biological process: regulation of DNA-templated transcription; cell differentiation; anatomical structure morphogenesis.